UGGUCCUCGGUCAUGUGACCAUAGUUCUCCCGUACCUCGCGCACUCCUUGAUAUCUUCCUGUUUCUGCGAGAAAGACGGGGAUAGAUGAGUCGGAUGCGGUAACAGUUCAUUCAGCACAAUGAAGUUGAUCAUCCUCAGUAACUAUGACCAGGCCAGUGAAUGGGCUGCAAAGUACAUUAGGAAUAAAAUCCUUCGCUUCAAUCCUGGUCCCGACAGAUUGUUCACGUUGGGACUUCCUACUGGCAGUACACCACUAGGAUGCUAUAAAAAGCUAAUUGAAUAUUAUAAGAAUGGAGAAAUAUCUUUCAAAUAUGUCAAAACCUUCAACAUGGAUGAAUAUGUCGGACUUCCCAGAGAACACCCUGAAAGUUACCAUUCGUUCAUGUGGAACAACUUCUUCAAGCACGUAGACAUUCGGGCAGAGAACACCCACAUCCUGGACGGCAAUGCGUGCGACCUGCAGCAGGAGUGUGAGGCCUUCGAGGGGCUGAUCACUGCUGCAGGCGGGAUUGAACUGUUCGUAGGAGGCAUUGGGCCGGACGGCCACAUUGCUUUCAACGAGCCGGGAUCCAGCCUGCUAUCCAGGACGCGAGUGAAGACCCUGGCCAGGGACACCAUCCUGGCCAACGCUCGCUUCUUCGACGGGGACCUGUCCAAGGUGCCCACCAUGGCUCUGACCGUGGGUGUUGCCACCGUCAUGGACGCCAAGGAGGUGAUGAUCCUAAUCACAGGAGCCCAUAAGGCCUUCGCUCUGUACAAGGCCAUUGAGGAGGGUGUCAACCACAUGUGGACGGUGUCCGCCUUCCAGCAGCAUCCGCAGACCAUGUUUGUGUGUGACGAGGACGCCACGCUGGAGCUCAAGGUCAAGACCGUGAAGUACUUCCAGGGAAUGAUGCAUGUGCACAACAAACUGGUGGCGCCUCCAGUCUGAGUGAGCUGGGAUGCUGCUUUACGUUUCUGUGUCGUUGUCUGGUUUUAGCACGUAGGCCUACUAUUGAAUGACUUUGUACUUAUAUGUUGGUCGAUAGUUCCAUUGCUGUUUCUUUAUGAUCACAUGAACCAAUUAUUCCACAACCUUGCAUUUGCAAGUAUUUGUCCUUUAAAUAAAAUACCUUCGAUUGUC
This is a messenger RNA of Hypomesus transpacificus, 1124 nucleotides long. RefSeq names its product glucosamine-6-phosphate deaminase 1 (gene gnpda1). The coding region runs from base 120 to 932 and encodes 270 amino acids. The transcript is spliced from 7 exons. Gene Ontology annotation, biological process: N-acetylglucosamine catabolic process; D-glucosamine catabolic process; N-acetylneuraminate catabolic process. The record is from RefSeq and is a predicted model, not a curated record. Lineage: Eukaryota; Metazoa; Chordata; Actinopteri; Osmeriformes; Osmeridae. Gene Ontology annotation, cellular component: cytoplasm. Gene Ontology annotation, molecular function: glucosamine-6-phosphate deaminase activity; identical protein binding.